AUGAGCGACCCUAACGCCAGCGAGGCGGAGAAGAACAUUGAGAUCUGGAAGGUGAAGAAGCUGAUCAAGCGCCUUGAGGCUGCUCGUGGAAAUGGCACCAGCAUGAUUUCCCUGAUCAUCCCGCCGAAGGACCAGGUCUCUCGUGCAGCCAAGAUGUUGGCUGAAGAAUACGGUACCGCGUCGAACAUUAAGUCGCGUGUUAACCGCCAGUCCGUCCUGUCGGCCAUCACAUCGACACAGCAGCGUCUCAAGCUGUACAACAAGGUCCCGCCUAACGGCCUCGUCGUAUACUGCGGUGAAAUCCUGACUUCGGAAGGCAAAGAGCGGAAGGUCAACAUCGAUUUCGAGCCUUUCAAACCCAUCAACACCUCCCUCUACCUCUGCGACAACAAAUUCCACACCGAGGCCCUUGCCGAGCUGCUCGAGUCGGACCAGAAGUUCGGCUUCAUCGUCAUGGACGGUAACGGCGCGCUGUUCGGCACCCUCAGCGGCAACACCCGCGACGUCGUCCAGAAGUUCUCCGUCGAUCUUCCCAAGAAGCACGGCCGUGGUGGUCAGUCCGCUCUGCGUUUCGCGCGUUUGAGAGAGGAGAAGCGGCACAAUUACGUCCGCAAGGUGGCCGAGUUGGCGGUGCAGAACUUCAUCACCAAUGAUAAGGUCAACGUUGCUGGCAUUGUCCUGGCCGGUUCUGCCGACUUCAAGAACGACCUCAACGCGUCGGACAUGUUCGACCAGCGUCUGCAGGCCAAGGUCAUCAAGGUGGUGGAUGUGUCGUAUGGCGGUGAGAACGGCUUCAACCAGGCCAUCGAGCUGUCGUCCGAAACACUGGGCAAUGUCAAGUUCAUCCAGGAGAAGAAGCUGAUCGGCAAGUACUUCGAAGAGAUCAGCCAGGACACGGGCCGGGUCUGUUACGGUAUUGAAGACACGCUCAAGGCGCUGGAACUGGGCGCUGUUGAGACGCUCAUUGUCUUUGAGAACCUUGAGGUCACCCGCUGGGUGCUGAAGGAUAGCAGCGGCAGCGAGAUCAUUCUGCACACCACCAAGCAGCAGGAGCAGGCCAGCCGGGACAAGUUUAUGGACAAGGAGACGGGACAGGAGAUGGAGGUGGUCUCGCAGGAGUCCUUCCUAGAGUGGAUCGCAGAACACUACAAGGAUUUCGGCACAACUCUCGAGUUCGUCUCCGACCGGUCGACCGAAGGCAACCAGUUCGUCAAGGGCUUCGGCGGCAUCGGAGGCAUCCUCCGGUACAAGGUCAACUUUGAGCAGUUAGCCGAAGUGGACGACGAUGAUGACUACUAUGACGAUUGA
This is a messenger RNA of Chaetomium strumarium, 1308 nucleotides long. RefSeq names its product peptide chain release factor eRF1/aRF1. The transcript is spliced from 4 exons. Gene Ontology annotation, cellular component: translation release factor complex; cytosol. Gene Ontology annotation, molecular function: translation release factor activity, codon specific; sequence-specific mRNA binding. Gene Ontology annotation, biological process: cytoplasmic translational termination. NCBI's taxonomy places the organism in Eukaryota, Fungi, Ascomycota, Sordariomycetes, Sordariales, Chaetomiaceae. The record is from RefSeq and is a predicted model, not a curated record. Bases 1 to 1308 code for a protein of 435 amino acids.